AUGGCUUGUAGCAUCUCGAACACCCUUGUUCCCCCCAGCCGCUGGGCCCCGGAGAACUGCGAGCACCACGGGCAUCAGAGUUACCGCCGCAGAUCCUUCGUCCAGGUCGAGAAAUAUGGCGGCCAGCCUUGUGAGCCUAACUCCUUGAUGCAAGUGCAGACUUGUGGGCGCGCAUCUCACGAGGCCGUUGAUUGCGUCUUCGGUGCCUGGAACGCCUGGUCGGAGUGCGAGAAUGGCCAGACCAUGCGAAGCCGUGAAAUCGAUUCCCCAGCAGAGAGUCGUGGCUCCCUUUGCCAGGGGCCGCUGAAGGAAGUGAAGACCUGCGCCCUCGGGGCCGAAGCGAAUCGGCACGUGCAGAAGCCCUGCGAGCUGAGCAACUGGUCGCAGUGGUCUGCCUGCGCCGAUGUCCUUGGGUCCGUGCAGUUCCGCUUCCGCAAGGCUGGCGCGACUGACUCUAAGAUGGGGAUCGUAGUGUAA
This is a messenger RNA of Symbiodinium sp. CCMP2592, 477 nucleotides long. Lineage: Eukaryota; Dinophyceae; Suessiales; Symbiodiniaceae. The record is from the annotation of a GenBank genome assembly.